Plasmodium gallinaceum is the source of this 1044-nucleotide messenger RNA. Its product is annotated as fam-g protein. The transcript is spliced from 2 exons. The record is from RefSeq and is a predicted model, not a curated record. The coding region runs from base 1 to 1044 and encodes 347 amino acids. NCBI's taxonomy places the organism in Eukaryota, Apicomplexa, Aconoidasida, Haemosporida, Plasmodiidae.
AUGAAAAUGUUAACUUUAUAUUUAAAUAUUACUACACUCCUUCUUUUAAUUUGGAUAUAUCAAUUUUUUUAUAACUGUGAUUCCUAUAAAACGUUUUUUAAUAAAAAUAGAUUGCAAAUAAAAAAUGAGAGAGUAUUAGCAGAAGGUGAUGUAGUAGGAAAAGAGCACACUUACGCUGAAGGGUGCCUAGGAGAUUAUUCACUAGAUAAUAAAAAUAACAAAUGGAAAAAUAUGGUUCAAUACGAGAAUCCGUGCGAUAGAUGGCAGAGAAAAACUAAUCCAUUAUUGAGGAAGCUAUUUAAUAAGGAAACAAGUAAAAUGGAUCCUAUAUGGAGAUACCAAAAAUGGAAUAAUGAAUGGAAUAAUAUUUCAGCUAAAAAAGUUAAUGAUCUAUCUUCUAUAUUUCAUCAACAUGAUAUUUCACAGGAAGAAAAAGAAAAAUUAAUUCGUAGUGUUGAAGAAGAACUCCAAAAUGAAUUUGUGAAAUUUUUAGACGAAUGUAGGAAAGAGAUGAGAGACAAUAAAACAGAAUCCGAAUCUAAGAAAGAGAUGAUGGAAAAUAGAAAAGAAUUCGAAUCUAAGAAAGAAAUGAGAGACAAUAAAACAGGAUCCGAAUCUAAGAAUGAUAUGAGAUACAAUAAAACUGAAUCCGAAUCUGUUAAAGAGAUGAUAGACAAUAAAACAGAAUUCGAAUCAAUGAAAGAGAUGAUAAACAAUAGAGCAGAAACCGAAUCUAUGAAAGAGAUAAGAGAAAAUAGAACAGAAUCCGAAUCUGAGAAAGAGAUGAGAGAUAAUAAAGCAGAAUCCGAAUCUGAAUCUGAAUCUGAGAAAGAGAUGAGAGACAAUAGAACAGAAUCCGAAUAUAUGAAAGACAUGAGAGACAAUAAAGCAGAAUCCGAAUCUGAAUCUGAAUCUGAAUCUGAGAAAGAGAUGAGAGACAAUGAAACAGAAUCCGAAUUUAGGAAUGAGCAGGGAACAUAUGAAAAAAAAAAUUAUAAAAAAAAAAUUUGGGAAUUACAUAUUGUUUUGAUAAUCUUAAGGUGA